GACCGACCGUCUGGGGCUGCUCCCUCCUCGGGCGCGCGGCGCUGCUGCGCUCCGGCCGGGGUCCCCCGCGGCGGACAGGAGCUCCCCGAGAAAGCGAGGGGCAGGGAGAGCCAGAGGUGGGCCCCGAGGAGGAGGCUUGCACCGCGUCGCUGCAGGGAUGUUCUGGAAGCUUUGGCUCUCCGUGAUCCUGGCGGCCGCGCUGGCGAGGGCGGCCGAUGGCAGGAGGAACCGGCCGGCGGGCGCCAUCCCCUCGCCCUACAAGGACGGCGGUGGUGGUGGCGGCGGCGGCGGCGGCGGCAGCAGCAACAACCACUCGGAGCGCUGGCAGCACCAGGUCAAGGAGGUGCUGGCGUCCAGCCAGGAGGCGCUGGUGGUCACGGAGCGCAAGUACCAGAGCGACUGGUGCAAGACGCAGCCGCUGCGGCAGACGUUGGGCGAGGAGGGCUGCCGCAGCCGCACGGUCCUCAACCGCUUCUGCUACGGCCAGUGCAACUUCCUUUCUACAUCCCGCGGCCACGGUGCGCAAGAGGAGGCGUCCUUCCAGUCGUGCGCUUCUGCAAGCCGCAGCGCGUCGGCUUCGGUCCUCGUCGGAGCUCGACUGCCCCGGCCUGACCCGCCCUUCCGACUCAAAAAG
Molecule: messenger RNA, 634 nt
Organism: Myotis lucifugus (little brown bat)
Lineage: Eukaryota; Metazoa; Chordata; Mammalia; Chiroptera; Vespertilionidae
Product: gremlin-2
Biological process (GO): animal organ morphogenesis
Molecular function (GO): receptor ligand activity; BMP binding
Source: RefSeq, a predicted model, not a curated record